Molecule: messenger RNA, 6523 nt
Organism: Elgaria multicarinata webbii
Lineage: Eukaryota; Metazoa; Chordata; Lepidosauria; Squamata; Anguidae
Gene: BCL2L11
Product: BCL2 like 11
Exons: 4
Coding region: 154-762 (202 amino acids)
Biological process (GO): meiosis I
Source: RefSeq, a predicted model, not a curated record
AGCGGCGGCAGGGAGCUGCUGUCCAGGCGCGCGCGCGCGUGUGUAUUGCCUUCAGUCUCGGUCUGCGCGCGGAGGGGUAUCAGCCGGGGGGACGUUUUGGAGUUGCCUCGGGGAUGACUCAGAAGCCAUAAAGCGGCGGAAAAAAAAGACCAAAUGGCAAAGCAAUCUUCUGAUUUAAAUUCUAAGUGCGAUAGAGAAGGUGGACAAUUGCAGCCUGCUGAAAGGCCAGCUCAGCCUCAGCAUCUUCGGCCUGGGGCCCCUACCUCCUUACAAACUGAGUACCAAGGUAAUCAUUCUGGCGAGCGGGACGGUUCAUCACCCAGUAGCCCUCAGGGACCAUUGGCACCACCCUCCAGCCCCAGUCCGUUUGCUACCAGAUCCCCGUUAUUCAUAUUUGUACGAAGAUCCCCACUGCUGUCUAGAUCCUCCAGUGGGUAUUUUUCUUUUGACACCGACAGGAGUCCAGCACCUAUGAGUUGUGACAAGUCCACACAGACUCCAAGUCCCCCGUGUCAAGCCAUCAACCAUUUACUAAGCGCAAUGGGUAAGCAAGACCAUGCUUCCAACUGGCAGUCACAGCCAAUCCCAGAAGAUAUACGGCCAGAAAUAUGGAUUGCACAGGAAUUACGGCGCAUUGGAGAUGAAUUUAAUGCUUCCUACAGUCCAAGAAGGGGUUUCUUGGAUUACCAAGCAGUAAACCAUCAGAUCAUAAUUCUGCGCCUGUUGCAUUACAUCGUCCGCCUCAUAUGGAGAAUGCAGUGACUAAUGCUUCAAGAGGCAGUUGGAAUUGUGUACUUGUUUCCAGCAAUAGCAACCAUGAACAGUGUAUCUGGGUGCAGUUAACAGGUCCUUCCUGUCUUUAAGGAACAUCCAGCAAAUUAAAAGGAGCUGGAGGACUCCGUGUCAGGCAGUGUUGACCCUUUUUGCUUUGAGAAAAGCAAGUUACAAAUUCCGAUGGAUUUUUGGAAAUGGACCACCUUUUUAAGAAGCAGAAUUUCACAUGAGAGUAGAGCUGACAUCAUUUUGUUGUUGUUGAAACUCUUUUUUUAAACUGUAUAAUAUCAAGUUUUCAAGAAAAUCAUGUUUGGAAGCAUGUAGGUUGCUCUUAUAUCUCGCAACAGAACUGACUGAGCCAGCUACUUUGUAAAGCUGCAUUAGAUUUUAUACUAAGGAAGACUUACUGUACAGCUUUUUUAAUAUUCUCAAGCAGUGAGAGACCAGACUCUGGUAACAGGUCCUCCAUUCAUUCCAGAUCAAGAGCACAUAAAUAAAAGAAGCUGGUGAAGGCAAAAUGGAAAAGGUUUGAACUGGCACUUUUGGUUACUCCAAACAACAAACACACACAAAAAACCCAACAGCCUCAUGUGCCACACCCAUCUGCUCUGCAAGCAUCAUUUUGGAUCUCUUGUUGUGCAAAGCUUCUGCUUCCUGCAACCCAGAGGGAGAAAUCUUGAAUUUGCUUGGAAAGUUAAGAUUAAACUGUGAACAUUUUAAUGGUCCAAAUAAUGACACCAGGUUGCCUUCUACGAUUUUCUUCCUAUAUUAUUUGUAUAGAUAAACAUGUAUAUUCUAGAACAUAUACUGAAGCGUGGGAUGGGGGUGGGGGGCAAUGUAGCAAUAAGUCAUUGCAUGUGGGUGAAAGCAGUUCCUACACCUGUGCAAUAUUGCCCUGUGUUGUUACAACUGGGUCCUACUGCAUAAUUCCAGGCACUGUUUUGAUCCUCACUUUGGUAUUUUACUAUUGUUUAAAUCCAGUUUUGGUGUCUUUUUUUUUAAAAAAAAAAAGGGACUCUGGAUUUUGUUAUUGCUGCCUUUGUCCUUAAAGUGUAUUGAGAGAUGACCUAGCAACCAUAAUGUGGAAUGUAUAAAGACUACUGACUCGCUGCAUGGGUUUGAGGUCAACAGCAGCACAGUAUUCAAAUUAAUCAGAGGGUCAAAACUCCAAAAGACAAAAGUAGGAUCAAUAUAGCUCCCUCAUGUUUUGUGACUUUCUUAAUCAGGGCUAUUUGUAAUGUGCUAAGGAAAGAACAGAAUUCUGAACCAAGGUAAUCCACUGCAAGCAGCUAAAUUGUGCAACCUUAAUCAAUUGUGCAAAUUAAGCAAAUUGUUUCUGUAAGCCAUAGGGGAGGGUAAGGAUAGUGAUUCUCAAGCUGUGGACUGGGGCACUGUAGUGUGCCAGGGGUGCGGCUGAAAAAUAACCCACCGUGUUGCAACAUGGAUUCCCACUCUCUUACUCUGCCAAUAUAUGGGAAAUGACUGAGGGAAGGAGUUGCUAAAUCUCUGAUUCAGCCCAUUACAAGAAGGAUGCCAACCUAUUUAUUAUCAGAACUGAUUGAGAAAAUAGAUAUGUAAAAGUGAAACAUGGCUCUAAUUUUAAUCCAAGAAGGAAAAUUGGCAUUGUUCCCCAGUAUCAAAAUUGUGGGUUACACUGGAAAGGACCUAAUCAACGUUCUGAAGCUCCCCAUGGAAAUCUUGCCCAGCUCUCCUUUGCCUGCUAAAAUUUCAUCAGACAUUGCGAAGACACUUUCAGAAUUAUCCUUGCAUCCAAAAGCGCUACAAAUUUGCUUUCAAAAGAAGAGCUGAAAUUCUCAGGAUACUGAAUUCUGCACCCUAUACAAAACCGAUAAAAGAAUCAGGGCGUGUGAACAGCCCUAAUCUUAAAAGCUAACCAAAAGACAAAAGAAUCAAGAGUCCACUAAAGUAGCUAGUAGCCAGCAUUUAGCACAGAUGUGAAUGUUGACUUCCUUUUUAUUAAAGAAAGCUUUUGCUUCUGUGAAAUCCCUCAUCACACUUCCUGAUUUAUUAAUAAUAUAGAUACUGUCUACUCAGAGGUCCCACUGAAUUAAGUAGUGCUUACUCCCAAGUAAGUGGGCAUAGAAUUGCAGCCUAAACUGUUUCAGUCUUUGCCCGUUGAGAUGUCAAUAAUAGUAGUAAAACUUUUUUUAAAAAACAAAAACUUAAUAGGUGAUGCAUUUGAAGAAAAACCAAAUCCGGAAGUGACAAUUUUAUAGGAAGAAAACCAAACAAACAAAUUAACCUGUGCUGCACCACAUUAUGGUAAAGUGGUUCAUGUAUGGAUUUGAAUUCAAUUUUUACUUUGCCAUGGGAGGUAACUGUAAGAUGAGCUUUCUGGAAGUGUGUAUUUGUUUUAAAAGUCCUGUAUUUGUAAGUGUCCCUUAUUCUGCUCUCCCCCACAUAAUUUUAUCUGGCCAUUGAUUAGUUACAUGUAAUGGUGCAGAGACUUUGCAUGAAGUAGUGGUUCAGUUCGAUCUUACUUGAAGCAUGUUUCCAAAUGCUACGCCACUUAUUUCUGGUUUCACCUGUGCCACUGAAAAUGUCGUGACUGCUUUCAAAAAGUUGCACUCUCUGUUGAGCUGUGUUGAAGCCAUUCGAAGUGCUAUUAUAUAAUCUAGAGUUUUGUCAACUCCAACUCUACAUUCUCUCUGAAUUGUACCAUAUAUGCUAGACUCCACUGUCUGCUUGGGAUACAUGGUUAUUUCACCUAGCGUAGGAGCAUCAUUGUUCUAUAGAGGUUCAGAAGACCAGCAGAUCAGAAUACAUGUUAACUUGUGCCUAGCUGCCCGAUAGAUGAGAUCGGGAGAACACUGUCAGCACUGGGAGAAGGAAAGGGACUAUUAUAAUGAAUCCCCUAGUGGUUCAUUCCCAGCUGAUAGUGCUGAUUGACUGGCACUGCAUGCAUACUUCCCAGCUGAUAAUGGGAACUGCACAAACAUCCCCAAGUUUUGGAUCCAAAGCCAUUCCCAACUGCUGCACAUGGGACCUCUUCUUGUCCUUGUUAUUCCAGAUUCAACAUGGAAAGCAUAUACAGAAGUUUCUUUCUUCCUUUCUUUGUAUGUGUAGCUCUUGAUAGAUCAGGCUGUUCAGCUGGAGGCAAAAAUGGUUGCAAGGCUAACAAGGACAUGCUGUUGGCAGCUUGUAGGUACAUUAUUUUCUCCUUUGCUACCCUUUGGUCAACAGUUUUAUGUUUAAAUUUGUUUUGUUCCUUUAAUCCCAAGCAAAAAUUUCAGCAUCACUGAUAGGAAUUUGGCCUGUAUUAUUGCAUGUUACCCACAAAAGGCUGGUUUAUUGAAAAAGGCAAGGAAAUGGAUUUCAACAUCUAGCAUUGUGCUGCUUAAAGUGAUACUGUGCAAUAGGGACUUUUCAUGGGAUUCAUAAAGCCAGAGAAACAUAAAGACGUCCUUUCUGUUCCAGCUUUAGCAAAGUUGAUACACAGCAUUUGAACACAAACCCACUUUUCCUGGUUGGGAGGUUGCCAGUAAUCUUGUCUGUACAACAUAGGAAUUUAGGCAUCCCAUAUUUCAAUUUGACCAUGUUUUCAGUGGGAAUGAUUAGAAGUCUUGUUUAGAGGCCCAAUUCUAAAAUCUUAUCUGGGACUAGAAAUUAUCUUCCGCAAUUCACCAAAGCACAUUUUAGAGUGUAAUCUUUUCUCGUGCUUUUUUAUUCAAAGCACUCUAGUUUUAAUUCCUUUUAAUAUAAAAUCCUCCUAUAGUCAUAUGAUUAGUGGUUGGGAUCCAGGGAUCCUAUGCAUGCACCUAAAGUAGGAGGACUCCCCUGUUCUUUGCUGCUCCUUAAGAGUGGCUUUUUAGGGUGGGAGGGCUUAGAGAAUUAAGGAGCUGCUGUGGGAAGGGGCCACCGGUGCAUAAGCAGCAGCUUAAGUGCGGCCCUUUGGACCCCAUCCAACCUUUUCUCUCCACUUUGUUAUAAGGCUCGGCUGGCCCAGUGCCUUGAGAUGUGUACACAUUCAUAUGUGUUAACUGCUAGCAUGGGAGUGCAAUUAGCUUGCUGCCAUGGCUUCAGGCAAAUUUAUUAUAAGCCUAAUAAAUAUUUUUAAAAUUCUGUGAAUUAUAACAUAAACAGUAAAUGACAAGAUAUUGGCACUGUGUGGCCCAAACCCAAGCUCUCUUGUUUUUCAAGAAAUCUCUACCAGACAUUCUAUAUAAAUAUAUACUCUAUAUCUAUAUACCUAUCUUAAAAUGCUAGAUCAAACAAGACCCAUUUGGUUUUUCAUAGUUCAGUGCAGGUUUUGUGCCUUGACAACCCCACUGUGUCCACAGUAGACUUGUGGGUUUUUAAAAAUUGUUUGUGUCAAUUAACAUAACUAACCUUUUUGUCUAGUAGAGGCAUUUUUAAAACUUUUCUAGAAAUCCCUUUAAAAAAAAAAGAAGUAGAAAGAAAUCCUGCCAAAACAUUUUAUGAAGAAUUUUCUUUGGUUGUGGAGAAACCAGAUUCAAAUUUGUUCCUAGAGAAAUUGCAUCUACGAAGACUUCUUCUGCUUUCUUUCUUUUUUUUCUUUCAAUGACUGUAAAUAUUUGAGUAUUUAUUAGGUUAGAGCAAUUGUUCUCAUCUGAGCCAAAUGUCACCUGUGUGCAAUGUUCCCUCUCUUCUUACUAUGUCAUGUAAGAUUUUUUUUGUAUAGAAGCAAAUUUCUCUUGUAGAAUUGACCUUGUUAAAUACUGUAGAUUCCUUUUUUCUUUGUAAUUAAUGCACUCUACUGUUCCAUAAUGCUGUAACUUGUAGAAAUGUAUAUUUAUUUCCUGCUUAUUUAAGUCCUUGUAAAGUCUUUUUUUCUUUGAAUUUUACUUCGUAUAUAUGGAAAUAGUGAUUGAUCAGUUUAGAGCACUGUCUACUACUUUCAGAUAGUUGAUGCUAUUUUAGGUAUCGCUUAAAACCCCUUGGUUUUCUACCCCUCUCUCUUGCCACCUGUUCAAAUAUGAAGCGAAGGCAGGGAUGGGGAUUCAGAUGUGUGAUUGGGGAAGAAUUGCACAUACUCAAGGGUCCAGCAUCUCAUUUGUAACUUUUAUUAUGAAUUUGUUCCAAAUACAUUUGUGGAGACUUAAGGUGGCUUACAAAGAAAUUUUUACUUAAGGCAACAUGCAGUGCUCUGAGCUAGUCAGUCUUUAAAAAAAUGAUUAAUGUGUCCUGAGAACUCACAUGCACACACCAUGUGUAUACAGAGAACUCGGCUGGCCUCAGCAUCCCAUCUCAGAAGUAGAUUUAUGUAGAGAAUACAUUAGAUGCCAAUUUUCACAACCUUAUUGGUGCUUCCUGUUACUUCCUUAAACCGUGCUUGCAUUAAGGGUUGUUAAGACCUCAUCCCUUGACCUCAGUUUACGUAGCACAGAAUAUGGCUGUUACCUCAUGAACAAGAAGUACCUGCAGUUUACUGAAGAACUACUAAAUUUUUAGGGGAAGAGUGAAAUUUUGCACCCUGGUUUAAAGACCACUAGUUACUGUAUGGCAGCACCUCGUCAUCAGGUACAAACAUCUAUGUAGCACUGAUCUUGUACUGAUUAAUCACUAAUGUGUUUGAUAGAACCCAGCAUAUGUAGCAUUUUUAUUGCAGUUUCCCUGGCUUACUUGUGUUUUGCACUGAUGAAAUUGGACAGGGUAAUUGCCACUUUACUUGUGCAAUACUGCUGUAAAUAACUGCAGAUCUUUUUUUAAGAUGCAAUCUUUUAUGUUCUUAAUAAUGAAUUUUAUAUGAAUAAAACUUUCAACUAUU